AAGGAAUUUGUAGAUUUUAUGAGUCCAAUGGCAUUAAAAGGCAACUCACAGCAGCCUAUACACCUCAAUAGAAUGGUGUGUGUGAGAGGAGGAAUCGCACAAUCAUAAAUAUGGUGCGAAGUCUAAUGUCAAAGAGUUGCUUGCCUAAGGAGUUUUGGCCAGAAGCUGUUAAUUGGAGUGUUCAUAUCUUGAACAGAAGUCCCAAAUCUCCACUUUCAAAUUUGACGCCAGAAGAGGCUUUGAGUGGACGUAGACCUGCUGUUGAUUACUUCAGAAUUUUUGGGUGCAUAGCAUAUGCACAUGUGCCAGAUCAGAAAAGGAGUAAGCUUGAUGACAAAGGGGAAAAGUGUAUUUUCCUUGGUGUUAAUGAUCAGUCCAAAGCUUACAGAUUAUACAAUCCUUUAACCAAGAAGGUAUUUAUUAGCCGUGAUGUGGUGUUUGAUGAAGCAAGCACCUGGUCUUGGACAGAAAAACCUAAGCAACAGAUUCCUACAGAUUUCGAAAAUGGAGAAGAUCUAACUGUGCAGAACUUAAAAGGUCAAACACAGCAAACUGGAGAUUUAACUUCAGCAGAUCUCGAGGUUUCAAGACAGACAGCUGAAGAAAGUCUGUCUCAAGAUUGUGAUCCAUUGACAUAUGAAGAAGCCGUUAAAGAAGAAAAGUGGCAAAAGGCCAUGGCAGAAGAAAUUGGUUCUAUUGAAAGGAACCAGACUUGGGAGUUGACAGAUCUUCUAGAAGGGCACAAAACAACUGGUGUUAAGUGGAUCUACAAGACAAAGCUCAAAGAGAAUGGGGCGGUUGACAAAUCCAAAGCUCGCUUGGUGGCAAAGGGUUACAAGCAAGAGUUUGGCAUUGAUUAUCAAGAAGUUUUUGCUCCAGUUGCAAGGAUGGAUACCAUCAGAUUGGUGAUUGCAUUGGCAGCACAGAACUCAUGGCCGAUCUACCAGCUUGGUGUGAAAUCUACCUUCUUGCAUGGAAAUCUACAAGAACAGGUAUUUAUUGAUCAACCUCCUGGUUAUGUGAAAUUUGGUUCUGAGCAUAAGGUUUACAAAUUGAAGAAAGCAUUAUAUGGACUAAAACAAGCAUCUAGAGCUUGUGGGAAUGAUUUUGGCAUGUUGGAAAAGUUUAAGCAGUCCAUGAAGCUUGAAUUUGAAAUGACAGAUCUAGUUCUAGACAGAUUUCAAAUGAAGAACUGCAAUUCUGUCACUACAUCAGUUGAUAAAGGUGUAAAGCUCGUGAAAGAUCCAGGAGGCAGAUUUGUGGAUAGCAAACUAUAUAAGCAGAUUGUUGGAAGUCUGAUGUAUCUGACAGCAAGAAGACCAGAUAUAAUGCAUGGUAUUUUUGGGCUAUUCUACAAGAAGGGUGACCAGACAGAUCUCGCAGGCUUUACAAACAGUGAUUAUGCUGGAUAUCUGGAUGACAGAAAAAGCACUUCUGGGUUUGUUUUUAUGUUGGGAUCUGGUGCAAUUUCAUGGUCUUCAAAGAAGUAGCCCAUUGUGACUUUGUUCACAACAGAAGCGGAGUAUGUGGUAGCAACUUCUUGUGCUUGUCUAGCUAUUUGGUUGAGAAGAAUUAUGGAAGAACUUGAGCUGAAUCAACAUGAGGCCACUUC
This is a messenger RNA of Rubroshorea leprosula, 1612 nucleotides long. The record is from the annotation of a GenBank genome assembly. Lineage: Eukaryota; Viridiplantae; Streptophyta; Magnoliopsida; Malvales; Dipterocarpaceae.